ACACACACAAACAACAACAACAAUAACAAAUUCAAUCAAAGUUGAAAGUUAAUGAUUAACGUUUUGCAAACUACCAACAAGAAACACAAACACAACAACGUAGCCAACAAUUCCACAAAAUGAUUAAAUUAAAAUCAUUAUUCCGCAGAGGACAAGGAACCUCGAGUUCUGCCUCCUCCAAUAACUCAUCGCACAAGCAACAGCAGCAGCAUUCCAACAACAAUCGACAGAAAUCACAGUCCAGCACAUCCCUUAACACAGCGCAUGAGCAGCAGCAGCAGCAACAACAACAACAGCAACAGCAGCAACAAUCACUAAAUAACUCUGCGUCAGCAGCGACAACAACAACAUUUUAUUCAAAUCACGACGCAACAUACGAACGCGGCGUCGAUGUGGGUGACGAGGCUGCGCUGCUGCUGACAACACAACAACAGCAGCAAUUGCAGCAGCAGCGACGCCAGCCGCAACAGCAGCUGAGCAAUACGCUGCCGCAAAAGAAAUCAAAGUUUAAAGGACAAAAGCAGCCAAAGCAAUUGCCACAGCAGCCACAACAGCAACAACAACUUGAGCAGCAGCAGCAGCAGCAGCAUCAACUGAUGACGUCCAUUGCUGCUGUCCCAACACCAACAACCAAUAACAGCAACAGCGGUCACAGCAAUAAUAAUAACAACAGCAGCAACGGCGCAUUGGCCGCAUUGCAAGAUGGCGGCGUUGCUGCCGCAGCCGCUGCUGAUUUCUACCAGCAAUUAGCAGCAGCAGCAACAACAACAAAUGCUGCAGGCAACGGCAGCAGCAACAGCAGCGCAGCAACGAACGCUUUUCCAGCCGCAGCAGCAGCUGUUGCCGUUGCAGCCGUUGCCGCUAGCAGCUAUCAGCAGCAGCAUCAUCAACAACAACAACAACAGCAGCAGCAGCAGCAGCAACAACUCAUCAACAACGAGCAACAGCAACAACAACUGUUAGAGGCUAACAAUAAAAUGCAGGAGCUGCACAAACAGCUGGAACGACUUGGACGCGAGCAACUGCAGCUGGAGAUGCGCAUCACAGAGCUGCUGCCAUACCAAAGCGAGGUGACCAAACUGAGGGGUGAUUUGCUCAAGAUGCAGAAUCAACAAGAGAAAACACAAAUGGAAAUUGGCAACUUGAAAUAUGAAAAUGAAUCUUUGCGCAAUCGUUUGCGGGACGUUGUUAACUCGCCAUUGUCGGACGCAGAAAAGCACCAGAUCAUACAAGACUCGCAGCGCUUGCAUAGCUCAGCACCCGCCUCCAUAGCACUGCCCAAUAUAAACGAAACGGCGCAUGAUGGUACGCCAUGCCUCACGCCGGACUGGGACAAGCACUCGUCGUCAAGUGAGAUUUCAGUAGCGUGCCUGCAGGAUAAGAUCAUACAGAUGGAGGAGACGCACUACUCCACUAAUGAGGAGCUACAGGCGACGCUGCAGGAGCUGGCCGAUCUGCAGACACAGCUGACCGAUACGCAAACGGAGAACGAACGUCUCGCCGAGGAGAAAGAUGUGCUCUUUCAGUCGCUGUGCCGUCAGACGGAAAUGCUUAAUGAGUCGCGGACACAGAUCAACACAUUGCAGGAGCUCCUCUUGCGCGACACAAAGCAGGCGGCCGAGGUGUCCACCUCGGAGCGAGAGAAGAAGCUCCUUGAUCUAAUACAGACGUCGCAGGAGGAACGCGAGACUUUGCUGCUCAAGCAGGAGGAGCUGAACGCGGAGCUGGCCGAGCUGCGACAAUCGCGCGACGCCGUGCAGCUGGAGCAGCAGCGACAGCGUGAGCGCAACGCGCUCCUUGAUUCACAGCUGGAUGCGGCCAAUGCGGAACGCAAGCAGAGCGAAGCGCAGCUCUCGUUAGCUAAAGAGGAGAUCUCACAGCGUGCAAUUGAGAUAAGCAGGCUGAGCACGUUGUUGGAAAAUGCGCGCUCCAAGAUCGAAGAGCUGGAAGCGGAUCUGGCGCGUGGGGAUAAGACUGAUCUUAGCGAUGUGCUCGAUGCAGCACGCCGGGAGAAAGAUACGCUUGAGGAGCGCCUGGCCGAGCUACAGGAUCAGUGGUCGCGCAGCCAGGCGGAGUUGCGUCGAUUGCGCGAGCAAGUGGCCGGUCUCAGCGAGGAAUGCAAGGUAGCCAAAAAUAAUGCCAAGUGCGCUGUCUCACAUCUCGAGUAUCGGCUGGAGCAGCUGCAGUGCGAAAAGGAUAAACUGGCCGGCGAUUGCCAGACACUGGAGGAGCGUGUCGCCGAGCUGCAGGUGCAGUGCAAAUGCCAUCAGGAGGACAAGGCACAGCUCCAGGAGCUGCUGAGCGAAACGCAGCGACAUUUGGGCGAUGUGCAGCUGCAGCUUAGCGAUAGCGAAUCCCGCCUAGAAAAGGAGACACAGCUGCGCAAACGCGACGCUGACGAAUGGCAACAAUUUCAGGCGGAUCUUCUAAUGACAGUGCGUGUUGCCAACGAUUUCAAGACUGAGGCGCUCAGCGCACGCGAGCAGCUGGUGCUCGAUAACAAGACGCAAAAGGAAAAGAUCCGGCUACUCGAACAGCAGCUGGAGAAGUUAACCAAGCAGCAAAUGCAGCAGACGGAGACGCAGCAAUCGGUGCUGUCCAGUGUGCAGCAGGAGAUGGCCUCACGGCGCAGUAAACUCAGCUUUAGUCGUCAGGAUUCUCGACUCUCUGUUAAAACGCUGAUCGAGAGCAUCGAGAACAACAAACAGCAGGGUAAGUCGGAUGAGACCGAAUCGCAUUAUAGCUCAACGUCCAGCUUGAAUAGCGGCACGCCCGAAACUGGCAACACGCCCAUUAUACUGCCCGUAACCAGCGACUGGCACGACAGUCUGCGCUUGCCCGUGCUGCAGAGCAGCAAUCUACAUGUGAAUGUUAAUGCAGCAGCAGCAACAGCAGCAGCUGCAACAUCCACAGCAGCUAACACUACCAAAGCAACACAGCAGCAACAGCAGCAGCAGCAGCAGCAGCAGCCGCCGCCGCCGCCGCAACUGCAGCAGCAAUUGUCGCAACAGUCAAUGACAAGUGCGACAUCAUCUUCGCAACCCUCCACACCAAACACACCCAGCAGCUUGCAACAGCAGCCGCCCAGUCUGACAACGCCAGUGCAGACGCCCACCAGCGCGCUCGUGAGCAGCCUUAGUUUUGGCAACGUCUCAAAAUCCUCUAUCAGCGGUGAGCGCAAGGAUCCGCUCAAUAUGCUGGCCAAAAACGGUGGCUCUAAGCGAAAUGCGCUGCUCAAGUGGUGCCAAAAUAAAACCGUUGGCUAUCGCAACAUCGACAUCACGAACUUCAGCUCAUCGUGGAACGAUGGGCUCGCAUUCUGCGCCAUACUACAUUCCUAUCUGCCGGAUCGCAUACCAUACGACACACUCAGUCCGACCAACAAGCGGCGCAACUUUUCGCUAGCCUUUGCCGCCGCGGAGUCGGUGGGCAUUGGCACCACUCUGAACAUCAAUGACAUGUGUCAAAUUGAGCGACCUGACUGGACGCAGGUCAUGUCCUAUGUAACUGCUAUCUACAAGUACUUCGAGACGUAAGGCGACAUCGAACUGAAUCUGGAGCGGAUGUCCACACACCUUUUGUAUAUGUAUUUUCUCACUCUUACGCAAUUUGGGGCAACUAUUUAUUUACCACAAGUAUCCACGCAUUUGGCGCCCAGGCCCAGCAAUUAUUUUGUCGCGAAUUCUAGCCUAAACAAAUCUGAUUCUUAACCACACUAUGCUUAUAUUUUAUUUUUUUUAACCCUUUUUUUUUCGUGCAACUUUUUGUUUACUCAUAAUAUGUAGUUAUUAUUAUGUAUUGUCAGGUUUAUACGUUUGCGCUGCAGUUGAGGCAAAGUUUUAAUAAUUAUUGUCAAAUCGCCGAUUUCAGAGUUUAUUUUAUAUACAUACGCAUACGCAUACACAUACAUAUACACAUACAUAUAUAUACGAGCAUAGGAAACCUAGAGAAAUCGAAUGGCCGAUUAGCUUUAGUAUAUUUAUUAUAAAACAAGAAACUUAUUUUAAACUCUGCGAACAUUAAACUGUAAUUAUUUAAAUUAA
Messenger RNA from Drosophila virilis, 4043 nucleotides. It is a transcript of the gene spdi, whose product is annotated as split discs. The record is from RefSeq and is a predicted model, not a curated record. Gene Ontology annotation, biological process: actin cytoskeleton organization. Gene Ontology annotation, cellular component: microtubule organizing center; filamentous actin. Gene Ontology annotation, molecular function: protein binding. NCBI's taxonomy places the organism in Eukaryota, Metazoa, Arthropoda, Insecta, Diptera, Drosophilidae.